AUGGAUAGACAAGUUGAUGUGUUAUUAUUAGACAAAUUGUCAUUAGUUGACAAUACAGAAAAUGAAAAUAAAAUAGAAAAAGCAAUUAAACAAUACUUAAUUGACAUUAAUAAUGAAAUGUCAUUAUUAAUAAAUGAAUCUUUAAAAACAAAACAUGCCAAGAUAUCAGAAGAAAAAAUUAAUCAAGCUGAUCAGAAUUUUAUCACGGUUGCAAUAUCUUCAGUGAUUGAAAUAUACACUCAAGCAAUUGCAUAUGCGCCUAAUAAUGACGAUUCACGUCAACUGGCAAUUGCUUACGGAAGCCGAUCCGCAGCGUUAUCUUAUGCUAAAUUAUACCAAGACUCAUUAAACGACAUUGAACGUGCAUUAAAACUCGAUUUUCCCAAUAAUUUACGUGCUAGAUUGUACGUACGUAAAGUUAAAAAUUUAUUGGCACUUGAUCCGCGAAUCCGGCCAGAUGUAAAAGAUGCACUAGCUCAAACAAAUUACUGGUUAACACAAAUGGAUGAUACUAACAAAAAAAUAGUUCAAAGUAUAUUAAAUAAACUCAAUCAACGUAAUUAUUCUGAUAUUUCUUACAAAAAAUGGGAUUCAAGUAUUUUUUUGCCCCAACCUCCUAUAGAUAAUCCUAAAAUAUUACGGACCUCGAGUGCUGUGAGCCUAAAGUAUUCUGAAACUUACGGCAGGCAUAUUAUAGCGACCAGAGAUAUAAAAGCUUGCGAAACCUUGUUGGUUCACAAAACUUACGCUUCUAUUUUACACAUUGAAAAUCUCUACAAGUACUGUUGGUAUUGUUCAAAACGUACUUGGUCAAGUGUACCAUGUACUCAGUGUUUCAAUGUUAUUUUUUGCGAUGAACAUUGCCGAGAUGCUGCUUGGAACGAUUAUCAUGAUUUGGAAUGUCCGGUUAUCAAUGCAAUGUCUGAUGAUAAAUUUAAUUCCGUAUUUAUUAUGGGUCUCAGAUUGACUAUUAAAGGAUACAAAGAAGCUGGAUCUUUGGAGAAUUUAAAAAAAAAUAUUGAAUAUAUUGAUUCAAUAUCUGAUCCAAUAACUAGAGGUUUUACUGGAGAUGUUUUUGAUGAUUCAAAGUAUGCAAGCGUUUACACCUUGAAUAUCAUCAAUACGACAAACAAUUCUUCAACACAUUGUUUAAUAAAAAAAUCUACUGAGAUUUUGUGGUUUUUAAUUAAAAAAACUAAAAUGUUUGACGAUAAAAUUGAAGAUGAAAAUUUUACGGAUAAUAAGUGGGUUACUUUUAUGGGAGAGUUAAUUUUUAAACAUGUUGAAAUAAGUAGAUCUAAUGCUAUACAACUCAGAGUUAAACGUAAUUCAGAUAAGUUUAUUCCAUACUGUGACGUAUUGAUGCCUUUCUUCAGUCUAUUUAAUCACAGUUGUGAUCCAAAUGCCCACAAAUUUUCAUCAGGGAAUACAAAUGUUGUUUUUUCAUCUCGCGUAAUAAAAAAAGGCGAGCAAAUAACCAUUAGUUAUGGCCCCAGAUUUCAAAAUUUAUCAACCGCAGAACGACAGCAGCACUUACAGGUUCACAAUUUUUCUUGCGCGUGUGUCGCUUGCUCCAAUAACUGGGGACCAGAUUUUCGUUUGCCAUCUUUCCAGGCACAAUCAUUGCCGGUUGAAAUUGAGAACAAGCUAAUGACUUCUUCCAGUUCUCAGUUUACAAAAAUGGAUUUAGAGAGUUUAACAAGGAGCUUAGACAAUUGUACCGUGAAAAAAUUUUCUGAAAUUAAUUUCAAAGACGAAUCAGAAAUGAUGUCUUAUAUAUUACAUCUCGUGGAAUUAGAUAAAAGUAUUUUGAAAUAUGCUACAAAAAGUAACGAAGAGGCAAAUAAAUUGUUAGCUGAAGCUAAAGAACAAAUUAAUAAAAAAAUGUCUCCAUGGUAUUCUGUAAUUGAAAUUUACACAAAAGCAAUGGCUUACGCAGAGCCAAAUUCACCAGAAUUGGCUAAAGCGUACGCGAACCGCUCUGCGACAUUUUGUAAUGAAGGCCUUUAUGAAGAUUGUCUUUUAGAUAUCGCAAAAGCAUUAGCAUUAGGUUAUCCUGAUGAAUUAAAAGCAAAGCUCUACUUUCGUCGUGUUAAAGCAUUGUGGGGAGUAGAACAAACAGUACGACCUGAGCUUAAAGAGGCAAUGAGCCAAACUCGCCAGUGGAUUGGAAAAUUAUCCAAGGAGAGUGAAAAAGCUACCAUAAAACGAUUGUUGAAAGAUUUUAAAAAGUAUUCUUACAAGCCAUUUGAUAAAAAUACGAUUUGUUUAACAAAUUAUUUACCAAAAACACCCAAAAGUAAUCCCUUGAUCAAAGGAGCUUCUGAUGCCAUAAAGCUUAAUUAUUCAGAGAUAUACGGACGACAUUUUUUAGCCGCUAAAGAUAUAAAAGUCGGCGAAGUUAUUCUUGUUCAAAAAGCUUAUGUGUCAGUCCACAAUCGCGAUUAUAUGUACUCAUACUGUUGGAAUUGUUCGCAAAAGACUUAUUCCAGUAUUCCAUGUAAAAAAUGUACAAAGGUCAUUUUUUGUAAUGAGGCUUGUCGUGAAGCCGCUUGGAAUAAAUUCCAUGACAUUGAAUGCGAAAUCUUGGCUUCACUUUCCAUGGAUAAGUUUGCUUGUUUGAAUACAUUUGAGGGUGUUAUUGUUAAAGAUAAAACAAAGUACAAUAGAAGUAAAUUACUGGGUUCUAUUGUCAGUUAUUUUAAUCACAGUUGUGAUGACAAUAUCUCUUAUAACCAAUGCGCUGAUAAAUUGGUAUUUCGUGCUUCUAGAAAUAUUAAAAAAGAUGAACAACUAUUUAUAACUUAUGGGCCCCUUUUUCAAGCGAAUCCGAUCAAGGAACGACGUGAAAAACUUGAAUCGCAGUACAAUUUUCAGUGUAAUUGCAUUCCUUGUUCUAAAAAUUGGAGUCCAGACUUGGUUAUUUCCACUUGGAUGGAUCAGGCAUUACUAAUUGAUCGAAGAUACAAAGUAAUGGCGGUUUAUCAAAAGUACUCACACUUUUUUCAAACGGCUACUGAGAAAGAAAUCGAUGAUAAAAUGAAUUUCGAUCCUGCAUUCAUUCCCGUUUUAUUAGAUAUAAUAAAUGUAUUGUGCGAAAAUGUCAGUUACCCAUGUAUUGAAUUAAUAUCAUCCAAAGCAGCCCUCAGUCAUAAUUAUAUUUCAACUGGUUAUUAG
This is a messenger RNA of Cotesia congregata, 3177 nucleotides long. Lineage: Eukaryota; Metazoa; Arthropoda; Insecta; Hymenoptera; Braconidae. The record is from the annotation of a GenBank genome assembly.